Molecule: messenger RNA, 2949 nt
Organism: Peronospora matthiolae
Lineage: Eukaryota; Oomycota; Peronosporomycetes; Peronosporales; Peronosporaceae
Source: the annotation of a GenBank genome assembly
AUGGCGACCGAGAGCGGAUUCAAGGCCGCCGGUAAGAAGGCGGGACUUGAGGUCUGGCGUAUCGAAGACCUCGAGCCGGUGCCGGUGCCAGCUGCUGAGCAGCACAAACUCUACAGUGGCGAUAGCUACAUUUUCCUCAAGACAACUGCCGGGCCAAUGUGGCACAUUCACUUUUGGCUGGGCAAGAACUCGUCCACUGACGAGAGCGGCGUGGCCGCGUACAAGACGGUGGAGCUGGACAAUGCACUGGGCGGCGUCGCUGUCCAGCACCGGGAGUGUCAGGGCUAUGAAUCUCCACUGUUUCUGUCUUACUUCAAGACGACGGGUCUGCAGUACCUAGAGGGAGGCGUUGCAAGUGGGUUUAAUGAAGUCAAGCGCGACGAGUACGUGACUCGUCUAUACAGGAUCAAGGGAAGUCGCACUGUGCGUGUUGAGCAGGUGCCGCUGCAGAGCUCGUCGCUGAGUGUGGACGAUGCCUACGUGCUCGAUGCUGGGCUCGAGCUCUUCGUCUACGCCGACAGGGAGGUCAAUCGUCUGGAAAAGACCAAGGCGUUAGCGUUCGUUUGCAAAACUAGAGAGGAUCGGGGAGGACGUGCCAGUGUUGUGUUCAUUGAUGAGGACCCGAGAAACGUGGCGUUUUGGGAUGCCCUGGGCGGUUUCACGACUGUGACGCGCUCGAGAGAGUCGGAUGAGCACCAUGAAAUCGCGGUGAAGAAGAGCACGAGCGUGCUUUGUGUGAGUGGAUCGACGGACGACAAUCUGAAGGUCGUCGAUGUCACGCCGUCAUCGGGAGUCCUUACGAAAGAUAUUUUGAAGACCGAGGAUGUGUUUAUUAUCGACGUUGGCAACGAAAUGUUUGUCUGGGUGGGUAAGGCCGCUUCAAGGAGCGAGCGCAAGAGCGCUUUGGCAGUUGCUGAGCCCUACUUAAAGAAAGUAGGCCGUCCGUUGCACACGCCUAUAACACGCGUUGUCGAGGAGGGUGAAACGCCCUUGUUCACUGCAUUGUUCAAGGCUUGGAAUUCGCCCAAGGUUCUUGAAUUUGGUCAUCAGCCAAGUCAGGGUGUUGCUAAGAUGCAGGAUGACAAGCCCAUCGAUGUGAAGGCACUGGUGAAAGCAGCGACCAAAAUCGAGGAGGACAUUGGCGCGGACAUCGAGGGUGACGGAAACCAUCAGGUUACAGUGUGGCGUAUCGAGGGCAUGGAAAAAGUGGAGGUGCCGAAGGAACAGUAUGGUCAAUUCUACGAUGGCGAUAGCUACAUCAUCUUGGAUGUGGUGACGCCGUCGAGUGGCAAGCCUGCACAAGUGAUUUAUUUCUGGCAGGGACGCUCAUCGACAACCGAUGAGAAGGCCGGGUCGGCUGUGUUGGCCACGUUCUUGGACGACAGCUUGGGCGGCACGCCCGUUCAGGUCCGUGUGACUCAAGGCAAGGAGCCGGGCCACUUUCGUGCAUUGUUCAACGGAACGAUGAUUGUGCACGCUGGUGGCAAAAGCAGUGCUUUUACUAACCGUAAAGACGAAGAUUCUUACGACACGGACGGUGUUUCGCUUUACCAAGUGAAGGGAACCAGUGCAAAGAACACCCUCGCAGUGCAGGUAGAGGAGAAGGCCUCGAGCCUUGCUUCGGGCGACUGUUUUGUCUUGGUGACUCCCACCAAGGUUUACGAGUGGCAGGGUGCUGGAAGCAGUGGUGCUGAGCGUGAGAUAGCGUCCAAGAUUGCCUCUGUUCUAAAGAAGAACCGGGAGACUGCAGUUGUAGAAGAGGGAAGCGAGUCGGAUGAUUUCUGGCAGUUUUUGCAUGGGAAGAGCGAGUAUGCGAAGUCAAAAUCAUCGUUUGAGGCUCCCCACGAACCCCGCCUGUUCCAGUGCUCGAACGCGUAUGGGUACUUCGAUGCGCGCGAGAUCGUCGACUUUGCACAAGAUGACCUCAACACGGAUGACGUGUUUAUACUGGAUACGUACACGACUCUGUACGUAUGGAUUGGUGCUGGUGCGAACGAAUCUGAGAGACGCAAGGCUAUGACGCUUGCAGAAAACUACUUGGCUGUCGUCAAAAGCGACGGCCGUGGCGAGGGCACACCCAUCGUGGCGGUCCACUGCAACAGUGAGCCACUCAUGUUCACGAGCAACUUCUUGGCCUGGGACAGCGACUACUUUCGCAAGAACGAGUUCUUGGACCCUUACGAGACCCGACUUCGACUUUUGAAGGAAGAGAAAGCGAAGAACGCGCCAAAGGAGUUGCCUGGGACGACUACCACCAGCAAGAAUGUCCACGAGAAGGAAGCCGCAGUACCUGCUUCUGCCACGGUAGCGUCUGUCACUGGUCCGUCUACGAAGUCUUCAGCUUCAGCAGCCACUCCAGUGUCGCCUAAGGCCACUCCAGUAUUGUCCAAGACCACUUUGGCAUCGCCCAAGAUCACUUCGCCAUCACCCAAGGUCGCCCCGCAGUCGCCCGAGGUAACUCCUGUAUCGCCCGAGACCACCCCGUCACCGUCGAAAGCCACCCCGUCAUCGUCGAAAUCCAUCCCGACGUCAUCGAGUGCCAUCUCAGCAUCGAGUGAAGCUGCUCCAGCAUCGCGUGAUGCCAACCCAUCAUCGGUCAAUGCCACUUCGACGUUGUCAAAAACCACCCAGACAUCAUUUGACGCUAUCCCGUCGUCGUUCGAGGCCACUCCGAUGUCAUCGAAAGCUCCGUCGGCACCGGCCAAGGUCAACUCGACAUCCUCGCUCACUACUGCUGCGCUUUCUCCUGUACAAGCCACUGGCCGUGCUGGGGAGACAUUCUCUUACGAGCAGCUGAAGGCUGGUGUUGAAGGCAUCGACAUCACGUUGAAGGAGAACUACCUCACGGACGCCGAGUUCGAGACCGUCAUGGAAAUGACCAAAGACGAGUUUGCUGAGCUUCCCAAGUGGAAGAAGCAAGCCAAGAAGAAAGAGACGGGGCUCUUUUAA